Dibothriocephalus latus is the source of this 1563-nucleotide messenger RNA. Lineage: Eukaryota; Metazoa; Platyhelminthes; Cestoda; Diphyllobothriidea; Diphyllobothriidae. The record is from the annotation of a GenBank genome assembly.
AUGGAAAUCGAGCCACAAAUUGGCUUCUGGAAGACGUUCGAUGAACCAAGCCAAGAUGAGUACAUAUCAUGGCAAGAGGAUUUCACACAGGCAUCUGACGGAUUGAACGCCACAGAGUAUGAUCCGGUGGAACUCCCCGAUUCAUUCUCUAGUACACCCACCGCCCAAGAAGUGAACUUAGAGCCAAAACUGUUGGAAAAUAACCCUUUGAAGGCACCCUCCUGUGUGGUGUCAAGUAUCCCUAUUCAAAGACGCCUUGAAAUCCCACCAUCCAAAGACGAGACAGUCAAGAAACCUGGGGUGGCUCCGCGUUCACCUAAAAUAAAAUAUGCCAUCAAAAACAAUAGUCCACAGUCUAAGUUAGUGAUAAAACUGGUUCCCAAAAAACCAAGUUCCCACGCGGUCGAUGUUUCAAAAACAUUGUGUCUAAUUUGCGAACGAACGUUUUUUGAUCAGCGUUCCCUUAACACUCAUCUGACGCGUAUGCACGCCCCGACGCGAAACCUCCGCGACAAUCCUGCGAACAGACCUAUUGCCACCAAUCCCGCUACGUCUGGAUCGAAUUGCACCGAAACAGGCUCGCAGAGGGAACCAAGUGUUUGCACCGUCGCACCAGUUGCAAAGGAGUAUACCUCUCCCAUCACCUCCAUGUCUGUCCCCUCUUAUCGCUCCUCACCCGCCGCAAAAUUAGAAGUUGCGUCUGGUCGGCAAAACAGAGACAAGGAGAGAAGAGCAACAGCUCCAGCCUCUACAACUUUCCUAACUCAGAACUCACCUUCCAUUCACCCCAAUUUGAAGCGACCACUUUCAGAUGUUAUGGCGGACUGUCCGUGCUAUCCUGGAAGAACUGGAGGUGAUAUUUCUUCCGAAAGCUGUACGCAGCAAACCCUGAGGUCGUCUGUCUCCCUCCCUGCACCGAGGUGCACGGCCGAAGCCCAGAACUGCGCGUCCAGCCUGGCUCGACUCGUGUUCAGUAGCCCAAUUACCACUGCAACCCCAAGUAGUAAUCCGCGACCUUGUGAAGCCUGCAUGAAGUUGCAUAAAUACAAAAGCGAAAAUCAGAUAGAAACGACUGCAAAGAUGCUCCUGGGAAAGACCUAUGAACUCCUUAUGGAGAUAAAUAAACGACCCCUGGACGUGGUGAAGCCGCUGGUGAAUGCCCUUCAGCGCCUAAUUUUCACUGUGGAUACCAAGGUUUUUGUAGCAUACAUGAAUUUUGUGCUGCCAGAGACCUCCCGAACUGCUGUCGCGAAUCCCUUUCUCAAAAGAAUUCUUUCCCAACCAGCUUUACCCAAUAACAAACCGCAAGAUGCAUCCAGAUCUCCAAUAGAGCAACCGUCCAACAAUUUUCAUGCAGGCCUCCAGGAGGCAAGUGGGCCGGAUAAAAAUUGCGACGGGAUUCGAUGUCGGUGUUCAGCAAAGCGUUUCAAAGGGACAUUACCCGGUAUACGGGAUUAUAAUUCAAGUGAUUUCGGCAAUGGUGUAAUUCCCUCUGGUUCACACCUGAUGACAGCUAAUCCCCGCACUUGGGAACCAGCCAACGCUUUCCACAGCAGUCUCUAA